This is a messenger RNA of Annulohypoxylon maeteangense, 1347 nucleotides long. RefSeq lists its product as uncharacterized. The record is from RefSeq and is a predicted model, not a curated record. The coding region runs from base 1 to 1347 and encodes 448 amino acids. NCBI's taxonomy places the organism in Eukaryota, Fungi, Ascomycota, Sordariomycetes, Xylariales, Hypoxylaceae. Gene Ontology annotation, molecular function: metal ion binding. The transcript is spliced from 6 exons.
AUGGCAUCCUCUCAGAAAGACCAGAAUGGGGAUAAAGGCCUCUAUGCGUUCCUCCGUCGAUACCAACAAUACGAAGCCGACAAGGACCGCACUGACGUGCUUAUAAAAGACCUAUUGAUGUAUACAGAGAACACCGAGUCUCGUCUGCUGAAAGAGAAUGGUAGUCUACGUCAGCAACUUAAUAAUGCCCAUAUGGACUUGGAAAGUGUCAAGAAAUCACUCCAGGAAACCAAAAGACGCUUAGGUGACAUGGAGGAUCGUAAUCCGUAUAUCAUGGUCUUGAUUGACGGUGAUGGAUUGAUUUUCAAGGACCAUCUCGUUAAGCAGGGCGUCGAGGGUGGUCGAAAAGCUGCCAACGAGCUGAAUUCGGCCAUUUUAGAGAAAUUCAACUACACCGGAGAUACUCCUAUUACAGUCGUCGCCAAGGUCGUAGCCAAUGUCCUGGGUCUGUCCCGAGCUAUGAAAUGGAAUAGUUGCAUCCCAAGUGAAAUAACCCUCUACGAUUUCAUCUCUGGAUUCAGCCAAAUCAGACCCGAUUUCGAAUUUGUCGAUGUAGGCCAAGGCAAGGAGCGAGCAGAUGCAAAGAUCAUCGAUUCUGCAAGAUUCCAUCUAAGAAACUUCAAUUGCAAACAAGUAGUUAUGGGCAUCUCCCAUAAUUCUGGAUAUGGCCCGUUCUUAGAUGGACUGAUUAACAACAACACUACCAAGCAGCGCAUCACCAUCCUCGAGGGAACCCCAACGGUCCAAGCCAUAGUUAGCAUCGGCGUUGGCAUAAUGAAUUGUCACACUAUAUUCCGCAGCGAGAAGUUGCUUUCGAGGGUGCCACAAGACCGUGCCCAAACAACUAUGAGUAUCGGUCCGUCGUAUGCCGCCAUUGCUCAGACUAAAGUUGCUUCCCCGCCGCCUCAAAUCACCCUACCCAUUGCCCUUAAGAAGACUGCUGCGCCGGCACGCCCUGUUCAAUCGCCUCCUCCUGAAUGGUAUCCGGGCCCUCGAGGUUUCGAUAAACCAAUCGCCGUCAACCAAGCCGUCCUGGAGCGACUGAAGAAGAGGAAGGGCGAGGAUAAGCUAUGCAACAAUCAUUUCCUGAGGGGCCCCUGUUCGAAGGGAGAUGAGUGUAAAUUCGAGCACGACUACAAUCCUACCAAAGAAGAGAUGAAGGUGAUCGCGCUCUUUGCUCGAUUGAACCCAUGCACCAGUGGACAAGAUUGCGACGUCGACAACUGCAUCUACGGACACCAUUGCCCCAGUACUAUCAAUGGCGUCUGUACUAAUGCGAGAUGCAAGUUCGAGAUGGAGGAUCACCCACCUGGUGUAAAAUUCAAGCAUAGUCGACUCUCGGAGUGA